This is a messenger RNA of Penicillium atrosanguineum, 795 nucleotides long. Its product is annotated as 60S ribosomal protein eL8. The transcript is spliced from 3 exons. The record is from RefSeq and is a predicted model, not a curated record. The coding region runs from base 1 to 795 and encodes 264 amino acids. Gene Ontology annotation, cellular component: ribonucleoprotein complex. Gene Ontology annotation, biological process: ribosome biogenesis. Lineage: Eukaryota; Fungi; Ascomycota; Eurotiomycetes; Eurotiales; Aspergillaceae.
AUGCCUGCCCCUAAGUCCGGAAAGAAGACCGCCGCUAUGCCCUACCCCCAGGGCAAGGCUGGCUCGUCCAAGAAGGCCGCUAAGAACCCUCUCAUCGAGAAGCGUUCCCGCAACUACGGCAUCGGCCAGGACAUCCAGCCCAAGCGUGACCUCGCCCGCUUCGUCAAGUGGCCCGAAUAUGUCCGCCUUCAGCGCCAGAAGAAGAUUCUGAACAUGCGCCUCAAGGUUCCCCCGGCGAUUGCCCAGUUCCAGAACACCCUGGACCGCAACACCGCUGCCCAGACCUUCAAGCUCCUCGCCAAGUACCGCCCUGAGACCAAGGCCGAGAAGAAGGAGCGUCUCGUCCAGGAGGCCACCGCCGUCUCCGAGGGCAAGAAGAAGGAGGAUGUCUCCAAGAAGCCCUACCACGUCAAGUACGGUCUCAACCACGUCGUCGGCCUCGUUGAGAACAAGAAGGCUUCCCUCGUCCUGAUCGCUCACGAUGUUGACCCCAUUGAGCUCGUUGUCUUCCUGCCCGCUCUCUGCCGCAAGAUGGGUGUCCCCUACGCCAUCGUGAAGGGCAAGGCCCGUCUCGGUACCGUCGUCCACAAGAAGACCUCCGCUGUUCUCGCUCUGACCGAGACCCGCGCCGAGGACAAGGCCGAGUUCUCCAAGCUCCUCUCUGCCAUCAAGGAGGGCUACACCGACAAGUACGAGGAGACCCGCCGCCACUGGGGUGGUGGUAUCAUGGGCUCCAAGGCCAACGCCAAGCAGCUCAAGAAGACCAAGGCUGCUGAGGCUGCCAUCAAGGUCUAA